AUUAUUUGUACAGAGACUAGUUGGAGCUGUUUGUUGUCACGCAGGAAGGAGGCGAGAGGGUUGGUAACCAGGGGUUAAACCCGUAGGACUAGUUCCCUGACGCAGACGGUGUGUGUGUGUGUGUGUGUGUGAGAGAGAGAGAGAGAGAGAGAGAGAGAGAGAGCGAGAGAGAGAGAGAGACAGUGUGACCGGAGGAAUACUAAACAGGAGGCAGUGCACUGAGGACAAGGACCAACAUUUUAAGAACCGACCGACUAUCAUCACACAGCAGCGGAGCGGAGGCAGGGACACACAGUCUGCCCGGGCUAUAUGCACACACACACACACACACACACACACACACACACACAAACCCCCCACACACACAGACAUACACACAUUCCGCCAGGAAUAGAUUUGGAGGAUGAACGGAGCGGCGAUUACGCAAGACGGGAUCGAGCCGAAGGGGGGCGCGCGGAGGACGCUCCGGUUCCAGCGGCCGCACGCGUCUGUGCCCCAGUUCACCAACUCCCCGACCAUGAUAGUGAUGGUGGGACUCCCAGCAAGAGGGAAAACCUACAUCUCAAAAAAGCUCACCAGAUACCUGAACUGGAUCGGAGUGACAACUAAAGCGUUCAAUGUCGGGCAGUACAGAAGAGACGCCACACGCGCCUACAACAGCUUCGAGUUCUUUCGACCCGACAACGCCGAGGCCAUGAAGAUACGCAAGGCCUGCGCCAUCGCUGCCCUGACAGAUGUGUGUAACUACUUCACCAUAGAGCAGGGGCAGGUCGUGGUUUUUGAUGCCACCAACACCACAACGGAGCGCAGAGAGGUCAUCCUCAACUUUGCCAAGGAAAAUGGGUACAAGGUUUUCUUUGUGGAGUCGAUAUGUGAUGAUCCAGAGAUCAUCGCUGCGAAUAUUAAAGAAGUGAAGCUGAGCAGUCCAGACUAUGUAGGCUGUGACAAAGAGGAGGCUGUGGCCGACUUCCUGAAGAGGAUCGAAUGUUACAAGUUGAACUACGUCCCGCUGGAUGACAACAAGGACAGGAACUUGUCCUACAUCAAGAUCUUCAACGUGGGCAGCAGGUACCUGGUGAACCGGGUCCAGGACCACAUUCAGAGCAGGAUAGUCUACUACCUCAUGAACAUCCACGUCACCCCCAGGUCCAUCUACCUGUGUCGCCACGGAGAGAGCGACCUCAACCUCGUGGGCCGCAUCGGAGGCGACUCCGGGCUGUCGUCUCGUGGUGCAAAGUUUGCCAGUGCUCUGGGGACGUACAUGCGUGGGCAGUGUAUCACUGACCUGAAGGUAUGGACGAGCCACAUGAAGAGGACCAUCCAGACUGCCGAGGCUCUGGGAGUCCCGUAUGAACAGUGGAAGGCCCUCAAUGAGAUCGACGCUGGGGUUUGUGAGGAAAUGACAUACGAAGAGAUUCAGCAGAACUACCCAGAGGAGUUUGCACUGAGAGACCAAGACAAGUAUCGCUACCGCUACCCGAAAGGAGAGUCGUACGAGGACCUUGUCCAGCGUCUGGAGCCAGUCAUCAUGGAGCUGGAGAGGCAGGAGAACGUCCUGGUCAUCUGUCACCAGGCCGUCAUGAGAUGUCUGCUGGCUUACUUCCUGGACAAGACCGCUGGUGAGAGAAACUGCAGUUAUUUACAGUGACACUGCUCAGGUGUCGCCAUCUCACGCGGGUUUCGGCUCGGAUGGUAAAUGACAACGAGCGUCGUACAGGAAAAUCCAUCAUUUUAUCUCGUGUAAUGUGUCAUAGCAGAAGACAACUAACGCCACCUCAUGACGUCCGGACAGAAAGUC
Epinephelus lanceolatus (giant grouper) is the source of this 1798-nucleotide messenger RNA. NCBI's taxonomy places the organism in Eukaryota, Metazoa, Chordata, Actinopteri, Perciformes, Serranidae. The record is from RefSeq and is a predicted model, not a curated record.